Messenger RNA from Hibiscus syriacus, 1233 nucleotides. RefSeq names its product disease resistance protein RPM1-like. The record is from RefSeq and is a predicted model, not a curated record. Gene Ontology annotation, biological process: defense response to other organism. Bases 1 to 1233 code for a protein of 410 amino acids. Gene Ontology annotation, molecular function: ADP binding. The transcript is spliced from 3 exons. Lineage: Eukaryota; Viridiplantae; Streptophyta; Magnoliopsida; Malvales; Malvaceae.
AUGGUUGAUGAACCAGGAGCUUCAAAGGACCAUGACUUCCGUGGUGGGAUGGGUGGUCUAGGGAAAACAACUCUGGUCGCCAACACUUUCAACAAGCAAGUUGUCAAGCAACAUUUCGAUUGUUGUGCAUGGAUUACUGUCUCGAGGCAAUAUGUUGUGACGGAGUUAUUCAAGUCCAUGAUCAAAGAGCUCUACCACAAGGCCCAAAAAAACAUAGAUCCGGCGAUCAACCUAGACUCCAUGAGCUAUCAAGAUUUGGUGUACGCACUGGUGAACUUCUUGCAGCCAAGAAGAUAUCUAAUUGUGCUAGAUGAUGUUUGGAGCAUCGAGCUCUGGCAAGAUAUCAGCAUGGCACUACCUGUCAAUAUGAAUGGAAGCCGAAUCUUGCUCACAACGCGGAAGGAAGACGUUAUUUCUUUUGAAUUUGGAGUUGCAAACCACAUCCUUAGGCUCAAAAACUUACCUUUUGAUGAGAGUCUGACCCUUUUUUGCAACAAAGCUUUUGAACGCAAGGGCGGACAAUGCCCUCCAUAUCUUGUAUCUUCGGCAAGAAAGCUGGUUGCAAAAUGUGAAGGCUUGCCAUUAGCUAUUGUGGCUUUGGGCGGUUUGAUGGCUACCAAGAACUCUAUUGCCGAAUGGAAUGAAGUUUAUAACAACUUAAAUAAGGAGCUAAGCGAAAAUGAUUCAUAUUUUGAGAGGCUCAGAGGCCUACUUCAAGUUGUAAGGAGGACUGGAUCAGGGAGGCCUAAAGCAUGCAAGAUGCAUGACAUUUUGCUGGAGUUCGCAGUUUCCAUAUCGAAAAUGGAAAAGUUUGUUGCCAAAUCUGAUGGCAAAGAAGUGGAAUAUGAUGGAAUCCGUCGUUGGUCGAUUACAGCAAAGGCGAAAGAGAUGAAAGCCGGAAGCAAGACAGCGUUAUCUCGGGUUCGUUCUUUGCUGCUGACUGGUUUUAAAUUGAUGAGAGUGUUGGAUUUAGAAGACACUCCAAUCGAUGAACUCCCAGAUGAAUUGGUGAAUUUAUUCAAUUUGAGAUAUCUUAACCUCACAAGAACUCAAGUAAAAGAGCUUCCAAAAUCCAUCGGGAACCUUUACAACUUACAGUCUCUAGUUAUGAAGAAGACGCAAAUCAAAGAGAUUCCUGCAGGAAUUGUGAAGUUAAAAAAUCUUCGGCAUCUAAUCGCUUAUCGUUUCUGUGAAAACCAAAGGGCAUUUGACUUUUGCUCGGCAACGGCAUAG